AUGAGGUGCACUCAAAAGCAGGGGGGUACAAAAGGUGAACCUGAUACGUGGCCAGUUGCUUCCUUCUCCUCAGGAAUGCAGCUUUCAUACGCAGCUCUCACUUGCCCCUUUCCUAUUCAAAACACUUUUACCAUCAGUCGUGUUAUAUCAGUCGCUUUGGUCGGAAUUCGUCCACUUUUAUUGGACUAUUAUGACAUGAGUUCCCCGUAA
Messenger RNA from Nezara viridula (southern green stink bug), 210 nucleotides. The record is from the annotation of a GenBank genome assembly. Lineage: Eukaryota; Metazoa; Arthropoda; Insecta; Hemiptera; Pentatomidae.